Branchiostoma floridae (Florida lancelet) is the source of this 1516-nucleotide messenger RNA. RefSeq lists its product as uncharacterized. The coding region runs from base 240 to 1184 and encodes 314 amino acids. NCBI's taxonomy places the organism in Eukaryota, Metazoa, Chordata, Leptocardii, Amphioxiformes, Branchiostomatidae. Gene Ontology annotation, molecular function: A2-type glycerophospholipase activity. The transcript has 6 exons. The record is from RefSeq and is a predicted model, not a curated record. Gene Ontology annotation, biological process: phospholipid metabolic process; arachidonate secretion.
UUAGGACAGUUCGCCCAGUUCCUGUUAUACUGCGUACCUGUCGGUCACGCCGUAGUUUGCGGAACUCCCAAUCACCGUAAUUACCCGUUCUAGAACGGUUAUUAACGGAUUUCUUUCGAAUCGCGUCUUGCCAAGGAGUGUAUCACCAUCUUUGGGUUGUUGUGAUUUUAGAUUUUGACUUUGUUUCGCGUUGGAAGAGAAGAAUUUCCGAAUCGCGGAGAGCUGAGGUUGUUGUGAGGAUGAAGCCGCGGCAACUCGGCCGUGUGUUGAUGGUAGCGGCGUUCCUGCUUCACGUGAUGGUGGCCAUGCAGCAGGGGCAGAUCUUCCUGUCGGAGGAGGGAGUCAUUCGUGCCGUCCUGGACUCGGACGGCUUCGUCACAGAGAACGGGAACUUGCGCGUUCAUCAGGUGACUAGCCCCGACACCAUGGUGGUGGCGACCACUGCGGGAGGAGGCGAGUCCGGCCCCGUCAGGCUGGUGUGGUGCACCGUGGUCCGCGGGCAGGCUCGGGAGGACAGGGUCAGGCGGUACGGGGGCGUCCAGAAGGAGGUGGAGGCAGAAGAUAGGUACUUCGCUCGCUUCCUGAAGGUUUGCCGCGCUCUGCGAGGUCCGCUGGCCCCGGAGUAUGACGACAUGGACCCGCCCACGGGGGUGUCCGUGUGGGGGUGGGGGUGUGACUGGAUCCAUGGCAUCCUGCAUGCUGUACAGGACGCCUGUACCUGGAUGGUGGACAUGAUCACCGGAGGAGGACUCCGACCCACCCUUGACCCACCAGAUGACUUCCAGGUCGAUGACACCUCCCCGAAGGUGACCUACGCCCAGAUGGCGGGCCUGGACAGGGUCGACGGCCGAACCAAGGCCAUUGCAGCAGGGUUGAAGUCCUGUUACGUUCAGCUGGACGCCUGCGAACACCAGAUCGCUCCGGGAGAGACGCAGGACGGACUUUUCAACGGCGGGGACAGGGAGCUGUGGAACUGUGGGUGCAUGGCCAGCUUCUCUUCAUGCAUCCAGAAGUUGAACUACCCCCUGUCAGCGGAGGCGCGUCAGCAGUGGCACCGUCCGGAGCCGAGCUGCUACCAUCACGACCUGGAUCACGUGUGCAUCCUCAACCUGGGUCUGUUCUGCGCGCGGUGGGAGCUGCAGCCGGUCGCCAAGGAGCACGUCUUCGUCUCCGAGGGACGCUGAGGUGUAGUAACGCCUCAAUGAGAAUGUUAAACUUUUUCUUAAGAAGAUCCUUUGUGCGGUUGGAAAUUGGACAUUUGAGCAAACAAUAGAAAUGUCCGAUCCACGAGAAUUGUACCUUUACUCUAAAUAAUCUUUAAUUAUCGUUCACCCGGCUCCCAUCUCAUGUCUUAUUGCAAUACACAGAUCUUGUAGGAAGUGGUUUCAUCAACUGGGGGCGUACCUCUCUUGAUAAUAGGCAUCCCUGAAACACUCGUACUCUCCAAGCAGAGAUUAGGUUCUGUUGUUUUGAUUAUGUUUAUUCAUGCGUUUUUAUCGGGUUUUCUAUUUGUACU